AUGGCGGAAUCAAUUCUAUUCAAUGUUGCGGCAUCCCUUAUAGCCAAAUUGGGCUCUCCUGCACUCGCAGAGUUUCAAUUGCUUUGGGGCCUCGAUGAUGAGUUUGACAAACUCAAACAUACCAUUUCAGCCAUGGAAGCUGCGCUUCUUGAUGCAGAGGAGCAACAGUUCAAGAGCCAUGAACUGAAGAAUUGGAUUUCAAGGGUCAAAGAUGCUUUCUACGAUGUCGAUGACUUGAUUGACGAGUUUGCUUAUGAGACCUUGAGGCGGCAAGUUAUAGCCAAAACUAAAAGAGGAGCGAAAGAGGUACGUCAAGUUUUCUCUAUGCCUCAUCAGAUUGCAUUUCGUUUUAAAGUUAGUCACAGAAUUAAAGACAUUAGAGAAAAACUGAAUGCUAUUGAUGUUGAUAAAAAUCAAUUUCAUUUCACGGAGCGUGUUAUAGAUACUCGAAAUGAUGAGCUGAGGAAGAGUCGAGAGACUUCCUCUUUUAUAUAUGAUGAUGAAGUGGUUGGUAGGAAUGAUGACAAGAAAGCAAUUAUGGAUCUUCUGAUAGAUACAACUACUAAAGUCAAUGAAAACAUUGCAACGAUUGCCAUAGUUGGAAUGGGAGGAUUGGGAAAAACCGCACUUGCACAAUCUGUCUACAACAAUAAAAAUGAAAUGGAACAUUUUAGGUUGAAAUUAUGGGUGUGUAUUUCGGAACAGUUUGAUGUAAAGGUUAUUGUUGAAAAGAUUAUAGAGUCUGCCACCGGAAAGAAGCCUGAGAUCCUUCAAAUGGAUUUGUUGCAAAGUGAACUUCGAAAGCAUAUUGAUGGGAGAAAGUACUUGCUCAUCAUGGAUGAUGUGUGGAAUGAAGAUCACGAGAAAUGGGUUAAUCUUAAAAGAUUGUUAAUGGGUGGUGCAAAAGGUAGUAGAAUUUUGAUCACAACACGUCAUCAACGAGUUGCAGAGACUUUUGAUUCAAUUUCAUCCUAUGCUUGA
This is a messenger RNA of Cucurbita pepo subsp. pepo (vegetable marrow), 981 nucleotides long. The record is from RefSeq and is a predicted model, not a curated record. Lineage: Eukaryota; Viridiplantae; Streptophyta; Magnoliopsida; Cucurbitales; Cucurbitaceae.